UGCCGCCGCCGAGCGUGUGCGGUGAGAAGGAAAAAAAGGAUGUGACCGGAGCAUUACGAAAAUGGGCGCCCGCGGUUGAUGUCGGUCGGUCGGACGGAGCAGCUAUUAUCAAUUCAGUCGUCGACUCGUCGUGUUCUUUGUAUCGCCGCCGCCGCCGCCGCCGCUCCGGAAAGAUCGUCGACGUACAUCUACGUACGCCGUACGCGGCCGCCGCGGUUAGUAGUCGGACGGCAGACAAUGGUGCGUUACGUCCGCUGCCGCCGUCGUUGAAUGUCGCGCGUGAUAUUAAUAUUAUAGUAAUAUUAUUAUUAUACUCUCGUCACCACCGCCGAGUAAGGGCCUCACGCGCCAUCCAUCGUAAUAAAUUAUUAUAAUAUUAUAAUUAUUGGUCGUUUUUGAAAGAAAAAACAAAUAAUUUAUAACAUCUCCGUGUUUUAAUACCUAUCCAAUUGCUCGUUAUUAAUUUAUUUGUGCGAAAAUAAUAUUCACGUUAUAAUUAUAUUAUAUAGUCUACCGUUAAAAUCGUUGAAUUUUUUUUGUCUCGUCGAAAUCUGUAUCCGCACACUACAUACGCCACUAUGAUUGGCGUCGAGAAGAAAGAUGAUGGCGACCGUUCGACCGUUUCAAUGGACCAGACGUUCACAGGCACCAUACGCAUAAAGCUCUGCGAGGCUUCUGGCCUGCGGCCCACUGACCUGCAGACACGUCUCAAGAACAUGUCUUUUUUAAAGCCUGAAGACCCAUUGCUGGACGCUUAUGUAAGCAUUGACGUUGACGACAACAUAUUGCUCCGGUCAUCCACUGUGCCCAAAACUUAUGAUCCUGUGUGGAACGAGUAUUUCACUCAAGACGUUCACGAUGCAAACCGACUGGGAUUGACAGUGUUCCACGAUGCUGUCAUUGAAGACUUGUUUGUAGCCAAUUGUAAGCUGUCAUUCAGUGAACUCAUUCAACGUGAAAUAUCAGAAGAUCAAGAAUUUUGGGUGCAUUUAGAACCGCAAGGAAAAUUGCAUCUUCGAAUAGAUCUGAAAUGGAAUUCAAAAGAUUUACCAGUUCGCCCACUAGAAUUCAAGGAACGACAAGGCCUAUUAAACCGAAGACGUGGAGCCAUGAGGAGACGAGUACAUCAGGUGAACGGACAUAAGUUUAUGGCGACAUUCCUCAGGCAGCCAACGUUUUGUUCACAUUGCAGAAAUUUCAUAUGGGGAUUUGGCAAACAAGGAUAUCAAUGUCAAGUUUGCACGUGCGUGGUCCACAAGCGGUGUCAUAUGGAAGUGGUAACAAUCUGUCCGGGAUUCGGAAAGAAAGAGUUAAGUCAGGGAAACCAAUCUCAGCGGUUCAGUGUCAACGUUCCUCAUAGAUUCAAACCACAUACUUAUAAAAUAUUUACAUUUUGUGAUCAUUGUGGUUCACUACUUUACGGAAUCUACAGACAAGGCCUACAAUGCGAAGUUUGUACUCUAAAUGUACACAGGAGAUGUGUGAAAAAUGUCGCAAAUAACUGUGGCAUUAAUCCCCGUGAGAUGGCAGAUACAUUACGAAGCUGUGGUUUGAAUGUCAGCAAAAAUGUUGACUGGCCUGGUGGAAAUGGUAGUUUUAGCAUCAGCAGUGUUUCAGGAAGUGGAAGUGGUUUGCACCGUGAUCUCAGUCAGCAAUCUUCCAAUACCUUAUUGGGCAUAAUGUCUGAUAAGAAUUCUCCGCAAGACAAACGAAAUAGUGACAAAAUGUCCAAAAUGAACCAAAGCAUGAGCUGUUUUAACUUAGGUAAUCGAAAAAUGAGUGUAACAGAUUUUACUUUCAUAAAAGUGUUGGGUAAAGGAAGUUUUGGCAAAGUUAUGUUGGCUGAAAAACGAGGAACUGAUGAAGUCUACGCUGUCAAAGUGUUGAAAAAAGACGUGAUUGUGCAAGAUGACGACGUUGAUUGCACCAUGACUGAGAAACGUAUUUUAGCUCUCGCGGCUAAACAUCCGUUUUUAACUGCUUUACAUUCUUCUUUUCAGACCAAGGAUCGUUUGUUUUUCGUUAUGGAAUAUGUGAACGGUGGCGAUCUGAUGUUUCAAAUUCAGAGGGCUAGGAAAUUCGACGAGCUACGCGCCAGAUUUUACGCAGCAGAAGUGACGCUUGCUUUGCAGUUUCUACAUCGGCACGGUGUAGUUUAUAGAGAUUUGAAGUUAGACAACAUAUUAUUGGACAACGAAGGCCAUUGUAAGCUUGCUGAUUUUGGAAUGUGCAAAGAAGGCAUAACUGAUGGAGUAACUACUACCACAUUUUGCGGAACUCCUGAUUACAUAGCUCCUGAAAUUCUUCAAGAAUUAAAUUAUGGUGCAAGUGUCGACUGGUGGGCCUUGGGUGUUCUCAUGUAUGAGAUGAUGGCUGGCCAACCACCAUUUGAAGCUGACAACGAAGAUGAUCUUUUUGAAUCUAUUUUGCACGAUGAUGUUCUUUAUCCUGUCUGGCUCAGUAAAGAAGCAGUUUCAAUUUUAAAAGGGUUCAUGACAAAAAACCGUAACAAGCGCCUCGGCUGUGUGGUGGCUGAUGGCUCAGAAUCAGCUAUAAGAAUCCAUCCAUUUUUUCGAGAUUUGGAUUGGGAUGCCUUAGAAAAUCGUCGUGUCAAACCACCUUUCAAACCAAAAAUUAAAAAUAAAAAAGACGCAAUGAACUUUGACGCUGAGUUCACUAAGGAAGAACCAGUUUUGACACCUGUGCCUGUGGAUGUAACUUUAUCAAUUAACCAAGAAGAAUUUCAAGGGUUUUCAUUUGUCAAUUUCGACUUUAAUCCAAGCAAAUUCAUCUCUUCUCAAUCUUCAGAUUCUUCUAAAUAAUAAUAACCCUAUAAAAAUUUAAUCUUGCUGAAACCCGAUUCGAAGAGAAAUUUAUCGAACAAUCUGCAAUAAACAAAAAUGAUUGUUAUGUGAUACGCACAAGUCUACAUAUUGGUAUUAUUACUCACGAGUUGCCUCUAAUAUAGUAUAUAUAUAUAACUUCUAAUAAGAUUAUCACUCUAAUAUUUUUCUAGUCUAGGAUCAAUUAAGCGAAUCAAUCGAUCCUGCAAUAUUGAUUAGUUUAGCUGAAUCUAAAGUACCUUAUUUAUUAUUAAAGUAAAAUAUACCCGUGCUCGGAAUGAUCUAGAAUUCUAUCGUAAAUUAAACAGUAUUAUUUUGCAUUUUAUUAUAUAACCAAACUAGUCACUAUAUUAUUAUCGAUCGUAUAAUCACUCUCGAAUGUCACUCAAUUAUUUAAUAUAUUGUAUUUAUGUUAAUUUAAUGUUUAUUUACCGUGAAUUACGAUACUUAUUAUUUUUUAAUACGCUACCUAUUUGUUUUUGUUUACCAUUAUAAACGUCUAUGCAAAGUGACCAUCAAAAAUUCUCUAUGACAUACAAUUCCGAAUGAUAUGACCGAAAUUGAAUUCACACGAUAACACAUAUUAUUUGACGUGAAAUUCUAAUACUUACCAACGAAUUUUUUAUGAUCUAAUAUUAUUAUAAUAUGUUAUUAUAUAGUAAGCAACGUUAGAACUUUCUAAUCAAUUAAUAAUU
Messenger RNA from Diuraphis noxia (Russian wheat aphid), 3538 nucleotides. It is a transcript of the gene Pkc98E, whose product is annotated as Protein kinase C. Gene Ontology annotation, molecular function: diacylglycerol-dependent serine/threonine kinase activity; ATP binding. Gene Ontology annotation, biological process: protein phosphorylation. The record is from RefSeq and is a predicted model, not a curated record. NCBI's taxonomy places the organism in Eukaryota, Metazoa, Arthropoda, Insecta, Hemiptera, Aphididae.